Sinocyclocheilus grahami is the source of this 2015-nucleotide messenger RNA. RefSeq lists its product as uncharacterized. The record is from RefSeq and is a predicted model, not a curated record. The transcript is spliced from 8 exons. The coding region runs from base 458 to 1429 and encodes 323 amino acids. Gene Ontology annotation, cellular component: cytoplasm. NCBI's taxonomy places the organism in Eukaryota, Metazoa, Chordata, Actinopteri, Cypriniformes, Cyprinidae.
CCUCCUCCUCUCUCCCGCCUCUGUCUCUGUUAAACAGGAUGCUACUACUUCGUUUGCGGUGCCAACAGCUGAGGUCUGCUUCCUGAGUUUCCCUCCAGCCUGAGAGAGUUACAGGAACAGAAAGGAAGUGUGAAGGGACAGUGUGUAAUGUACGUUUGUUAGAGAGAGCAAAAGAAAAGAGAGAGAGAGAGAGAGAGAGAGACUAUGGAAUGCUGUGAUGUCACCAGCUAAGUCAUACACAAAGGCACACACAAGCACUCACUCUCACUCCUAGUAAAGUCCGCCGUGGAGCGUCUGCACCCAGCUCGUGUCCAGUUUAUGGCUGCUAAUUAGUGAUGAGAGCUUGUGUGUGGUGAACGGACCGAGCUGGGCUUCAUCGUCUUUACCACCGUCAUCCUUGUACUGAAGGACUGUUGCUGAAUCUCAGGAUAAAAUCAGGUGAACCACACACACGGCCAUGCUGCAGCAGAUCUUGAACAACAUGUACAUCGACCCGGAUGUGCUGGACGCUCUGAACGACGAACAGAAGAAGACGCUCUUCCUGAAGAUGCGCGAGGAGCAGGUGCGACGCUGGAAGGAGCGUGACGAGAAGCUGGAGAGGGAACCACUCAAACCCAAACCAAAGACAGCUAAUAGCAAGAGUGUCAGUUGGCUGCUAGGACGAGAUGGAGACGUGCAGGUCAUUGUUAUUGGAGAGAUAGAUGAGCUCAAAUCCUCCAAGAUCAUCUAUUCAGGGUUUGGAGAGAGAAAAACUGCCAGCGUCCUCAACAAUUCACACAACCAGCCCAGCACUUUAAAGAGCAACUUGAUAAACCGAACAACAACGGAACCUGUACGAUCAGGGCAAGAAAACCUUCCUCCCAAAGCACACUCAGGAGUUCAGCUUAACUUUAAGGACAACAGUGACAAAGAAUUAAGAACUCUGGCGCCUCCACAGAUGCUUGUAAAUGAAGAAAAGCCAUCAGCACCUUCAGAAAAUGUAUCCCAUCAGCCUCAGGAGUCCAAAGAGGAGGCUGAGUCAGUACACUCGGAGGAUGACUCAGCACUCUUGUCCUCAAUUUGCUAUCGGGCCCACUCGAGAUCUUGCCUCCUGACACCCUCGGCUCUCAGCAGACCUGGCUAUAUGGACAUGGAGGACAGAAUGACCAGUCAGCUACCUGACACCUCCAGACUCCAUCCCCAAGACACCCCCAAACCACAGAUCAACAGAGGUGAUUUCCGAGUUGUUGCUGCCUCUAAACGGGAGUUUUCCGUGGAUGUGGGGUCUGAGGUAGUUGAGGAGAGCUGUUUGGGAUGGGGACGGGUUGCUCAGCUCAUGAAAACCUUCAGUGAGUCACCACCCUCCCAUACGCCGCCCCAUGGCAACAAACCUCCAAUCCCGGAAAAGCCUACCCACUUGAGGCUCCGCCCCUCACCAUCUCUCAGGUAAUCAACAAGGGACCAACCCCUGUGCUGCAGUCAGGACACCUGGCCAGAGGUCUUCUUCAGUGGCUACAUUUGAAGGGUGUGGGUGCUUAGCCUCUCUCAGGAACUUGAAUGUUUAGUUACCAAAGUGAUGUUAAGUAAUGCUUUUUUGCAAUAUGUUUUUCUUUAUUUUUAUUUUUUACAUGGUAUGAGUGGUUUGUAAAACUUUUCAGCAGGAAUGAAACAUUAGUCAUAUUGCUACACUGCUCAAACUUUCGGCAGUACUGUUGACCUGGCUGUAUCAUUAAGCUGCACAAAGAUGCAUGUUUACAAAUGCGUUUCUGUUUUAAAGGGUCACAUGAAAUCUUAAUCACCAGUAUAAGAUUGAGUAAACUCCAAACAAAACCAAAUCGUGAUAAACCGAAGUUAGUCAUCCCAUUAGUCUGUUUUAUACAUUUUGCUUCUUUACAUCUUGAAGGUUGGAGCUUAUGAAAGCUUUGUUGUUUUGCAAUAUCUAGAGGGCAGGGUGGCCAUUAUAAUGCCUACAUUUACUGUAAAUUACUAUUUCUUUAUAGCAAUUAAGAUGUACAGAAAGUUGCUGGAUUAAAUUG